Cinclus cinclus is the source of this 1872-nucleotide messenger RNA. It is a transcript of the gene ZBTB40, whose product is annotated as zinc finger and BTB domain containing 40. Gene Ontology annotation, molecular function: protein binding; RNA polymerase II cis-regulatory region sequence-specific DNA binding; DNA-binding transcription factor activity, RNA polymerase II-specific. Gene Ontology annotation, biological process: regulation of transcription by RNA polymerase II. The record is from RefSeq and is a predicted model, not a curated record. Gene Ontology annotation, cellular component: nucleus. NCBI's taxonomy places the organism in Eukaryota, Metazoa, Chordata, Aves, Passeriformes, Cinclidae.
AUGGAACUUCCCAGUUAUGGCUGGCAGCUGCUGCCCCAGUUGUACACUCUCUGCAAGGAGCAGCACUUCUGUGACUGCACCAUCUUCACUGGGAAUGUGCAUUUUAGAGCACACAAGGUGGUUCUGGCUGCUGCCAGCCUGCUGUUUAAAUCCCUGUUGGACAGCACAGACACCAUCUCCAUUGAUGCUUCUGUGCUAACACCUGAGGAGUUUGCACUCUUACUUGAGAUGAUGUACAGUGGCAAACUCCCACUGGGGAAAUACAAUUUCACAGUUAUCUCUGUGGCAGAUAGUCUGCAGAUGUUUGAUGUGGCUGUUAGUUGCAAAAACCUCCUCAGGGAUCUCAUAAGUUGUUCUGCUCAGGACCAGGUAGUGAGAGGAGUCUCCAGCCAGGAAGCAGAUUCAUCUGGAAACCAAGCUGAAGCUAAUUACCUGCCCCAGUCUGGAAGACCUGAUGAAGGAAAAACAUUUAUCAUCCUCACUCAGAGAGUCUCUCCUUUAGCUGGUCCUGUAGAAGCAGAAAUGGAAGCAGGUGUUUCUCCUCCUGGCUAGGAACUUACUGUGAAUCAUGCCUGGGUUCACCAGGACACAAUGUCAAGUGACUCCAGGUCCUUCCAGGAGGAUUCAGGCUCUGGCCCUGACCAGCCUGCCCAUGCUGAGUGGAGUGGCUGGAUGGAAGAGGAGCUUGCUGAGCCUCCAGAGGGGAAAGGGCGAUUGAGGGAUUUAGAAGCAGAGAGCAAAAGCUGUAAACUGGAUUUCUUUGUUCAAUAUGAAAGUGUUUUCUCUGAGGCUCUUUCUGAUGCCCAGGCUGUGCUGAAAAGACUCUAAGAGUGCAGAGAACUUUAUGCCUCUCAAAAGGAGGCUCUGGCUGCCUGUCUGGCCAAGGCAGAGGAACAGUCAGUGUUCAAGAAGCUGCUGGUCUAAGUGAAGGAUGCUCACACCCAGGAUAGUGACACUUGGGACGCUCGGCUGCUGGACACUCAGACCCUCGUGUCUUUUCUGAAGCUGUUUCAAGACACAAAUCCUGAGCUGAGAGUGGCUUUGCUGGAGAGGGAACAGGGCAGUGGAGAAGCCUCACAGCAAGCAGAGAGCACAGCCAAGGAAGAGCUGACCGCUCGCUUGCUGUGCUGCCGGGAGGAGCUGAUCCAGAGCGUGACACAGCUGAGCCCCAUCACAGCUUUGGAGGCAGUAGAAGAGGGAUUCCUGACUGCCUCAGAGAAGAGAGUAGUUUUAGAUUGCUGUGAAGGCAUCUCUCAGAGGGAAGCCAUGGACAAUCUGUUCAGGAAGGUGGAUGAAGAGAAAACCCUUAAAGUGAAGCUUCUGGGGACUCUGAAUGCAUCGUUCCCUGGAUUCCAGCUUCUGCUGCACGAUGUGGUGGCAGCAGCAAACAUCUCUGGUGAUAAGGGUAUGAGUAAACUAAACUUCCAUUGGAGGAAGAGAGCAGCAGAGCUCUCGGGAGAGAGGCUGGCAGAGUUCAUGGCAUUUUGCGUGUCUGGCAGCAAGUGCAUGAGUGACCCUGCUCAAAUGUUGCACAUCUUGAAAGGCUCCCAUGUACGAACAGAUGUGUUGGGAGGAAAGCAGUGGAUUCUGUCCCAGAGGCUGGUGAAGUUGGAAGCUGUUCCCCGUUUUCUGACUUUGUGGGAGCUGGGAGUUGUGGAAGUCCUGCACAAGCUGUGGGAGUGCUCUGCAAGACCCUGUGUGGACAUAUCCUCAGCAGACUGCCAGAUGCUUUUGGGGAAAUGGCAGAGUGCCUUUAACGAACUGGGAAGUGACAUCCCAAGGAGGAUGUUAGAUCAGACAGUGAGAUCUGAGGCAUGUCCCCAGGAGAUGGGCUCAGAAACCUUCUGCCCUGGAAAGGAGUUGGCUGGCUGA